UUCCUAUCAAUAAUAUUUGUGAUCCAUUUACUGUAUUAUUUCAUGCAUUAAAGUCUUCUAAAGAUAUUAUUAUUAGCAUUGAUGAUUUUAUACUUAUUCUUGACUUCUGUCCAAUGCCAACAGCUGUUGAUUUUGAAAAUGCUGAUAUAUGUAGUUGGAUAUAAUUAAAAGAUGAUCAAUUUGAUUGGCUACUUCAAUCCGAUGAAACAGAAUCAUUGGGUCCUGGACCAACUUUAGAUCAUACAACAAAUUCAGCUCAGGAACAUUAUAUUUAUAUUGAAUCUUCAUUUCCUGCUUAACGAAAUGAUACAGCUCGAAUAAUUAGUGAACAAUCAUUAAAUGGAUAAGAUUGUUUUUUAUUAUGGUAUCAAAUGUAUGAUGAAGAUAUUGAUUCAUUAGUUGUAUAUACAAGUACGAAAUAAAAUCUAAAGACUCCAGUUAAUCGAAUAAGUAGUGAACAAGAAAAUCAAUGGAAAAAAUUAGAUACUGAUAUUGAAAUAACUUUACAAAAUAAGGAAUGAGUACGAAUUAUAAUUGAAGGUGUUGUUAGAACAAGUUUUCAAAGUAUUAAGAAAAAGAAAAUAUCUUUCUUAUUUAAUCAAUAAUUUUUUUCUUGACUGAUAUUGCUAUUGAUCAUAUCGUUUGGUCACCUAAUGUUACAUGUGCAGCAGCAGAAAUAAGACUUAUUAUUAUUCCAAGAAAUUAUCUUUUGUAUUAAUAUUCAAAAGGAUUUAUUAAUUUUUCUUUUUGUUUAUUUAAAAUAGCACCAAGCAUAUAUGAUUGUCAUUUUGAAUGUAAUUGUACAUGUAAAUGAACACAUGAUGAAUCAAAAUCUUGAUAAAGCUCUAUGGCAAAAAAGGCAAUCAAGUAAUUAAUUCAUUUAAAAUUAUUUGUUUAAAGUAUUUUAUUUAUUUAUUUUUAGAAUUAUCAAUGGUUAUUUAUUCUUAUGUCAUUAUGUGGUAAUAUUGAACAAACAAUUGUUCAAGCAUAUCAUUUAGUUUUGAAAGAUAUUGCUGGUAAAAAUAAUCUAAGUGAUAUCAAUGUUGAUGAUCUUGCUGUUAAUCAAGGAUCUUAA
This is a messenger RNA of Rotaria sp. Silwood1, 1075 nucleotides long. NCBI's taxonomy places the organism in Eukaryota, Metazoa, Rotifera, Eurotatoria, Philodinida, Philodinidae. The record is from the annotation of a GenBank genome assembly.